Molecule: messenger RNA, 1443 nt
Organism: Aplysia californica (California sea hare)
Lineage: Eukaryota; Metazoa; Mollusca; Gastropoda; Aplysiida; Aplysiidae
Product: ribosome production factor 2 homolog
Exons: 10
Coding region: 147-1064 (305 amino acids)
Biological process (GO): ribosomal large subunit assembly; maturation of LSU-rRNA from tricistronic rRNA transcript (SSU-rRNA, 5.8S rRNA, LSU-rRNA)
Cellular component (GO): nucleolus
Molecular function (GO): rRNA binding
Source: RefSeq, a predicted model, not a curated record
AAUUGCGAAAGGAAAGUGAAACAACAAAUAAAUCAGCGUGGCGAAGAGAGAGCAUGAUUGUUUAUCCGUGCACUGUCUUUAUUAUCUAAAUGUUAGGCUUUUGAAACAAGUGUGUUCCUGUCAGCCAAGAAGAGAAAGGACCAAAGAUGCAGAGGAUUGUAAAACCCAAGACACAAAGAGGGAGGAGGGCUUUGGAAAGAAAGGAGCCAAAAAUAUUUGAGAACUCUAAGUCUACUCUUUUCUUCAAAGGAGGCAAUACAAGUCAAACUGUGACGCAAGUAUUGAAAGAAAUGCACACAUUGAAGAAGCCCCAUGCCACAAUGUUUGGCAAAAAAAAUGCAACUCGUCCAUUUGAAGAUCAAUCCACAGUGGAGUUCUUCACAUCCAAGUCAGACAGCUCUCUGUUCAUGUAUGGCUGCCACUCAAAAAAGAGGCCAAAUAAUUUAGUCAUUGGAAGACUUUAUGAUAGCCAGGUCCUGGACAUGGCAGAGUUUGGUAUUGACAAGUUUGUGUCAAUGAAAGAUGUGGAGGGCCAAAAGGCUUCGAUGGGGAUCAAACCAUGUCUCGUCUUUUCUGGUGAUCUCUUUGAGGAAAACGAUGACAACCGCAGAGUCAAGAACUUGUUAUUAGAUUUCUUCCGAGGGCCGACAGUGGACAACGUCAGCCUCUCAGGCCUUGAGCAUGUUAUGUCAAUUCAUGGAGCAAAUGGAAAAGUUUAUAUCCGCAAUUUUAGGGUCCUCAUGAAAAAGUCAGGAUCGAAGACUCCUCGUGUGGAACUGCAGUCUAUGGGACCAUCGUUAGAUCUAUCCUUGAGGAGGACGCGACUUGCUUCUGACGACUUGUUCAAGAGGGCCUUGAAGAAACCAGCCACAGCCAAGCCAAAGAAGAAAAAGAAUGUUUCUCAUGAUGACCUGGGUAACAAGCUGGGCAGAAUCCACAUGAACACACAAGACUUUGCCAAGCUUCAGGCCAGGAAGCUGAAGGGUCUAAAAAGGAAAGGACCGGUCGCCAAUGGCACAGAUGCGGGUGAUGAGUCAAAAAAACAGAAAGUAGAUGAGACGUGAUGACCUGUAUUUCACCCAUGCUAUUACUACUGAUGUAUAAUAAUUACAGUCUAGCACGCACCUAGCAAAAUCCACGCUGCACUGAAAUUUUUUUCAAGUGCAAAUUUCAGUUUGUACAUGUUUUAAUUACAAAGAAAUACAUGUGCAAAAACAAUUCGGGACCUGAAAAUCUGUUGGCUAUGUGUGUGCUAGACUGUUAUCUCUAUAUUUUACUCCCAAUUGCAUUGUCCUGUGUGACUGAGACUGAGAGUGUACAUGAUAUUGUGAGUUGAGGUGGAGAAUAUCAAAAAGUCUGAAUUCUUUUUGAUCAAUCAUGGAUGAAAUGAGUUUCAUUUUGUAUAUUCUGUGAGUCGGAGAAUAAAUCAGUAAUUUCACUCAC